AUGGCGACGAAACUUACGAUUGAAGACGGUCUUCUCCAGGAAGAAUUCAACAAAUUUGAUAAGGAUAAGACAGGCAGAAUAUCUGCGAUUAACUUUCGACAAGUUAUAGUUCACGAUGCUCAUCUUAAAGUUUUUCAUCCGUCAACAAUCGAUACCUACAUUGCUACAUUGAGUCAUCAAACAGGAUGGAUUGACUUUGAACAAUUUAAAGAAUUUAUGACGCUGGAUACAUCCAAAUUCAAGACUUCUCUGAUUACUAUUGAACUGAAACAAGCAUUCGAUGAAGUUGAUACCAAUAAGGAUGGGUUCAUAUCUCCACAAGAAGCACGUCUUGGUAUUACUUUUGCUGGUCAACGCAUACCAGGAUCGCAUUUCAGCGGCAUAGUUCACAUGUUUGAUGAUAAUGGUGAUGGGAAAAUGUCGUUUGAAGAAUUUUCGACUAAUGUUAUGAAAUUAUCUCAUGAAUAA
Molecule: messenger RNA, 468 nt
Organism: Rotaria socialis
Lineage: Eukaryota; Metazoa; Rotifera; Eurotatoria; Philodinida; Philodinidae
Source: the annotation of a GenBank genome assembly